Exaiptasia diaphana is the source of this 3567-nucleotide messenger RNA. RefSeq names its product CD151 antigen. The coding region runs from base 126 to 854 and encodes 242 amino acids. The transcript is spliced from 8 exons. NCBI's taxonomy places the organism in Eukaryota, Metazoa, Cnidaria, Anthozoa, Actiniaria, Aiptasiidae. Gene Ontology annotation, cellular component: membrane. The record is from RefSeq and is a predicted model, not a curated record.
AUAGAACCUAAUUUGCAUGUUCUCAAACAGCUGGGAGUUGGCUUCGAAGUGCGACUUACCUUUUCAAAUCCUUCGUUUUGUAGUAUUUUUUGAAGCUUUCAAAGAAUACAUCGACUGAAAUUGAGAUGGCGCUUAGCUGUGGAAUGCAAUGUAUGAAAUAUCUCCUUUUUGCCUUCAAUUUGGUAUUCUGGAUCGCGGGAAUAACGGUGAUGUCCGUAGGGAUAUGGACACGAGUAAGUGCCUCAGAGUACGCGUCCUUGAUGGGCGAAUCUGGUUUCCAGGCCGCUGCGAACAUCAUGAUAGCUGCCGGUGCUUUGGUAAUGUUCAUUGGAUUUGUUGGAUGCUGUGGAGCUAUCAAGGAAAACAAAUGCUUUUUGUUACUGUAUUUCUUCCUGUUGUUAAUGAUUUUCAUCCUGGAGAUCGCGGCUGGAAUUCUUGCAUACGUCAAGCGUGAUAAGGUUAUCUCUACCGUUGAGAAGGCAAUGAACACUUCUGUGGCCGUAGAAUAUGGAAAAAGCGAUAAGAUCACCAAGGCUGUCGAUCAUGCCCAGGAAAUGUUGAAAUGUUGCGGGGCAAAAGGACCAAAGGACUGGGAUACAUCUGACUGGAAAAAGAAAAGCAAUAAUGGAACAGUCCCUCAAUCGUGUUGUAAAACGCCCAAAUCUGGAUGCAAUAAAGGUGCCAUUGGAUCAGGAGACUACAACACAGAGGGAUGUGCUCAAGCAUUAAAAGACUUCAUCAAAGGUCACAUGAAAACACUGGGUGGUAUUGGUGUCGGCAUUGCUAUUAUCCAGAUUCUUGGGAUGAUCUUCUCAUUAUGCCUGUUCAGAUCAAUUGGUUACGAAAAGAUAUAAACUUAGCUUUACUAACUCAAAUUAUGUUUAUAUUAAUAGAGUUUAUUUCGAUAAAGACAUGAAAGUGAGGCUCAGGGGUAUAUUUUUAAUGAGUAUAAAUUCUAGGUUUGCAGCAAUUUGUUUAAGAGGAAUCUGUCGAACAAAGAAAGGAAGACAAUGAUAGUGCAUGGCAAAGAAAGACUUCUAGUCUGACUGGUUAUACCUUUUGUUAGACCUGUCACUCUUUUGAAUAUGAAUGCAAACCUAGAAUUAAAUGAUCCAUGUUAAGAAAACGCAUAUAAACUAUGCUUUCGGAAUUUCAUUGUUUAUAAUUAAAUYAAAAUCAUUUUCCACCCUUUAGCCUCUCUUCAAUGUAAGGGGGUAAUCAAAGAAGUAAGAUUGAUGUUGUGUUAAGGGAGGGGUGGGAAGGGUUGAUUUCGUAUGACACUGGUGAUGGGAAAGAUUUUAUCAUCCAGACGUUUGAAAGAGUUGCACUUCAUAGGUAUUAAUAAUUCAAAUUAUUAAUAAUUGUAUUAACAAUUCAUAUUAUUGAUAAUUGACAUUAUGAUUGCAGAUAUAUAUGCCUAUAUAUUUAAUAAUUUAAUAGUACAAAUCUUAGAAUUUUAAWGUACUGAUCGGAAGAGGUUUUCAUAACGAACAUAACUCAUUUGCUCUUAGAUUGGCUUUCGUUAACCCUUCAAAUCCAUUUAAGCGUACUACAUUUUGCUACUCUUGGGCGCUUUAUCCUUAUUUGUAUUUUCACACUUUGAUAUGAUUACACUUAGACUAUUACACUUUGCUUCUCGGAUUAAUGAAAACCACCCUCUUCACUUUUCUCCGUUAUGUCCAAUUUUGGCUUAGUCUCUCAUGCAAAAAUGUAUUACCUGAAAAUGAACAGACAUGGAAUUUCACUUCCUCUUAUGACGUCAUGUUCUAUUUUCGAUAGGAAUCAUGGUAUUGAUGUACGAAAACAAUUUUGUUAGAAUGCCUCUUAUGUGGUCAAUAGCUAUUAUGUGCGGUGAAUAURUUUUGUGGUAGAGUAUGAAACAUAUCUGCUAGACACAUGAAAAAUGAUUUCCAUGGUUACCUUACUAAUUGGAAUUAAUUGACUGGUUUUGACCAAAUAGUGGUUAAAACAGCCAAUAUCGUUUGCCUGCAAACAUCUGUAUUGGCUGUAAUUUAGCCAAGCACGUUUWACAGUGUACCCAAAGACCUGUCAUAGUACGAAUUCUCAUUUGUGUUUGUUACGCAGUCUGAAAUGUAAGAAUUUGACAUCAGYAUGUACGGGUAUCUUGAUUCCAUUGCAUACUGCAGCUCACAGAUCAUCGUAGACWUGACGUCGUAAUUGGGGUAGUCAUUGGAAUUUCAUAUCUGAUCCAUUCUGUGGUGUGUCUUGCCUCAUAACCUUUGUCAUUUUAUGCUUUUAUGAAAACCUCAAAUAGCCUAUUCGUGUUUGAGCUAGCUAGGUAUAAUAGACAGUUAAGGGCUUAUUAUCAAUAUGGCCGUCAUCUGCGCGCGCCAUUUGAUGAGCAUAGCUGAGACAAAGGAAAUUUUGCUAAAUAGAACUGUAYGAAAGUAACACUUAAAAACAUGCUUCAAACUGAUUUGAUUCACUGCAUUCAAAUUAUUUAGCUUUCAGAUGUAACGUUUCUCACAAUUUGAAAAUUUUAAAUUCGUAUUUCCGUCAAAGCUGCCGGGCGCUUAUAAAUCAUCUUAUUUCCAUUUAUUAUGUGCAUCCUGGAGUAGCCAGCUUCGUGGACUGUUUCUUUGGCGAGCUCAAAAAUGUUUGUAGACAAUAAAAAAAAUAWUGAGUUCGCCAGAAAUAAACGGUCUGUGAGGGAGGUUCAUCAUGGACACCCCAUAGUCUCYUGAAAAAAGAAAUACAUGCAAUAAUGUCGCCUGCAUUGAUGAUUAGGUCAAAUGAAAGGUGAUUGUGUUCUGUGCCUACACAACUUUAUUACACUGUCAGAAUCCACAAAAAUAUCAAAAUAUUUUAAAUAUAGAAAUCCAUCUAAUUCAGAAACGGUGGAUGAGGCUGGGGAUCGACUUGUUUCUAAAAUUAAUAACACAAUCUAGAUAGAUCACACCAAAGUUGGGUAAUUUUUUGGCGCAGUUUGUAUAUGAAAAACCAGAAUGAUUUUUUUUUAUUACACUGAAAAUAAUAAAAACUAGUCCCGAUCCCAUCCCUCUUCUUGUUUAGGAAAUGACCAAUUCYAGAGCAAGUUUAGCAAAGGCUUAAAUAUUAAUKGUAGUUUAGGUAUGAUGCUUAACGUUAUAAAAGGUGAUCGACUAACCAGUUUAAGAUCCGCUCCGUCCAAAUAUUUCUACAUUAUAUAUCGGUWUAUUUUAAUACUCCAGUCUCGAAUUCUCCAAUGCUCUGUGUUAGCCUCAUUUGUUCGCAAAAUAUUCCUUAUUGUGAGCGUGGAAGUGUGAGAUUUCAAAUCAAAUGUAUGUUCUUUCUUCACAAAUUCCAUGCGUUUUAUCGAGCUAUCAAUGAAACAAAAGAAUAUGUUACUUGGUUCUGAGGCUARCACAGAGCAAACCAGAACUCGAAAUUGGAGCAUUGACUGGCAGUAUUGGAAAUGAGAUCAACUCCAGCGAAAUCACCUUGAAAAUUAAUCAGAGUGGAUGGUUAGCAAGAAGCUUCAGACAUCUCAUAUUUAACUGAUUUUGCUSAGACUAGUUCAAGAAACGUCUAAUAAAUACGAUAAAAUUAAACAUAAAAUUACUUUUA